Messenger RNA from Cynoglossus semilaevis (tongue sole), 745 nucleotides. It is a transcript of the gene ncbp2as2, whose product is annotated as NCBP2 antisense 2 (head to head). Lineage: Eukaryota; Metazoa; Chordata; Actinopteri; Pleuronectiformes; Cynoglossidae. The transcript has a single exon. Bases 62 to 367 code for a protein of 101 amino acids. The record is from RefSeq and is a predicted model, not a curated record.
GGCUGAAUUCACAUAGGUCACACGGUGCUGCUCAGAUUAGCACCUCUGCUAACACAUCAAAAUGCUCUCUCGCUUGUUGUAUACGAUCAUCAACAACCUCCGCGUCGUUGAGAAGUUGGCGGAGUCUCGUCCAAUUCGUAGGGCAGCCCAGAUCACAGCCUACGCCAUCACCAAGGCUCAAAUAACCGGCAGGGACGCCUCACAGCGGGUCAUGCGGUCACAGACACUGAGGCAGGUCCGGCAGGAAGCGGGCAAAGUCCCUUCAGACAUGGGGGAAGUGAGCAGCCGCCUCAGAAAAGUUGGACAGACUUUUGUGAAUGAAGUGAAGGAGGGGUGGAAGGAUGGAUCCAGACAGAUAAAGAAAUAAAAUGCUUUCUGAUUGUACAGAUGUAAACUGACUGGGAACUAUAGAAGAAACGAUGUUAAAUGACCACCAAUGAUCGGUGGUUGAUUUAACGCAGACACUUAUAAAUAUGACGAAUUAUUAUAGUGAAUGUGUUGUAUGGGCAUGUGUGCAUUUCGUCUAUUAUAGUGGUAGGGGGAGUAUAAUUACUCUGCUGUCAAAACCGACAUUUCCUGAAGGUGUUUUUCUUUUUAUUCUAAACAGUCCUGACAAAAAAUGGUUUUCCAAUUUCCCUCCAGUUACAAGAACUUAGUGACAUGCCACCAGUCUUGCUGAAAAUGCCAUAAUUUCACUCUGUAUUUAUUCUGUAUAAAUAAAGAUUGCACAUUUUACCACAUUUAA